Molecule: messenger RNA, 789 nt
Organism: Oxyura jamaicensis (ruddy duck)
Lineage: Eukaryota; Metazoa; Chordata; Aves; Anseriformes; Anatidae
Product: olfactory receptor 14C36-like
Exons: 1
Coding region: 1-582 (193 amino acids)
Biological process (GO): G protein-coupled receptor signaling pathway
Cellular component (GO): membrane
Molecular function (GO): olfactory receptor activity
Source: RefSeq, a predicted model, not a curated record
AUGGCCUACGAGCACUACCUUGCCAUCCGCAAGCCCCUGCACUACGGGAACCUUCUGGGCAGCAGAGCUUGUGUCCAGAUGGCAGCAGCUGCCUGGAGCAGUGGCUUUCUCAAUGCUCUUCUGCAGACUUCCAUUACUUUUUCCCUGCCCCUCUGCCAAGGCAAUGCUGUGAACCAGUUCUUCUGUGAAAUCCCCCACAUCCUCAAGCUCUCCUGCUCAGAUGCAUACCUCAGGGAAACUGGGGUUCUUCUGGUUACUGCCUGUUUAGGUGUUGGCUGCUUUGUUUUCAUCGCAGUGUCCUACGUGCAGAUCUUCAGGACUGUGCUGAGGAUCCCCUCUGGGCAGGGCUGGCACAAAGCCUUUUCCACAUGCCUCCCUCACCUGGCUGUGGUCUCCCUGAUAGUCAGCACUGUCUUAUUUUCCUACCUGAAGCCUCCUUCCAUCUCUUCUUCAUCCAUAGACCUGGUGGUGUCAGUUCUCUACUCAGUGGUACCUCCAGCAGUGGACCCCCUCAUCUACAGCAUGAGAAACAAGGACCUCAAGUAUGGAGUGAGGAAACUGUUUCUAUACAUGCUUCUUUAGCAUCAAUAUAGUGUUUAUAAUAUCUAAUCAUAAUUAUGUGAAAUUAUUGUGAUUCAUAUCAUUUCAUUUUUAUCAUUAUUUCAGUAAUGUUAUUCUUAGCAUCCUGCCUAUUAAUUACUUUAUUUACUUUCACCAAAUCAUCUAAUCUACUUGUAGUACUAGUCUUUCAGUGUAAAUAAAGACAGUAAAGAAGCCAUCAGAAAUUCA